Molecule: messenger RNA, 2794 nt
Organism: Daktulosphaira vitifoliae (grape phylloxera)
Lineage: Eukaryota; Metazoa; Arthropoda; Insecta; Hemiptera; Phylloxeridae
Product: lachesin-like
Exons: 9
Coding region: 233-1564 (443 amino acids)
Cellular component (GO): neuron projection
Source: RefSeq, a predicted model, not a curated record
UCGACAACAGGCCGACGAUAGUACGCACACAUUCUUUGAUUCGGCUCCGAGCCAAACGUACAAACUCCGUUGUGUCCCGCACCACGCGGACUUACAAGAUCACGUGCUUAACUCUAUCAGCGAAUUUCUUUGAUUUAUUACAAGGAAAUGGAAUUUAAAAAGAAUAGAAACCAUAGUCAUAUAACAAGACUUGAAGGUUAAGCUGCCAACAAAAUUGAAGUUGGGAUUUAAUAUGAACAACGCUAUUGGGAUUAUUUUUACUUUACUUGUUAUUAACGGCGCCAUAAUUAUAAAAUGCCAAAUUCAUGACACAGUUGAAGUAUUGCCGGAAUUUUAUGCUCCGCUAGAAAACUGGACAGUUACUCAAGGAAGAGAUGUCUCUUUCACGUGCACAGUUAACAACUUGGGCAGUUACAAAGUAGCAUGGAUCAAAUCAGAUUCCAAAGCUAUUUUGGCAAUCCACACCAAUUUAAUCGCUCACAAUCAUAGACUCGCUGUUACUCAUAAUGGACAUAACACUUGGAAAUUACACGUGUACAACGUCCAAAAGAAUGAUACCGGAAGUUACAUGUGUCAGAUAAAUACAGAACCAAUGAUUGUUCAGACCGGAUACUUAGACGUCCGGAUACCCCCAGACAUCAUCGAUGAAGACGACUUAUCUGGGCCCGGUAGUUCGGCCAUGGAAGGCGGUACUGUCAGGUUACGUUGUCGAUCGACAGGCAAACCCGAACCUAAAGUUUAUUGGAAAAGAAAAGACAACCGUCACAUCAUAAUUCGAUCAGACGAAACAAAAAAAAAACAAGAAUCGGCGACUGUGAAAGGCGAUACUUUGGAGCUAAAUAACGUGCACCGAACAGAUAUGGGCAAAUAUUUGUGCAUAGCUAAAAAUAACGUGCCCCCCACGGUCAGCAAGGAAUUCAACGUGCAAGUACACUUUCAUCCUAUGAUCAAGGUGACCAACCAGCUGGUAGCCGCGCCUAUUGGCAGUAACGUGCACAUUCAGUGCUACGUAGAAACUUCACCGAAAGCUAUGCACAGCUGGGCCAAAAUUAAUGGUGCUGAUCUUAUACCAAGUUCAAAGUACAAAAUAACUGAGACGCCAAUUAACGAGUAUUCAUUGCAGAUGAACCUAAUAAUUACCAGUCUUGAACCAAAAGAUUUUGGUGGUUAUCUUUGUAUAGCUAAAAAUGCUCUAGGUAUAGCCGAAGGGUCCAUACGUUUACAAGAACUCCAUUUACCAAGUAUACCAACCAGUUUAGAAACUCCAAUGGAAUCCGAAGAAAAAGAGGAAAUAGAGGAAGAAGAUAAUAUCAAUAAUUGGGUACCGUUAGAAGAUUUUACAACUGUGUCGUCUAGUCGUCAGCCAUUGGAUUCUCAACCUGAUUACGAAGUUACCACACUAAUGACUACUAAAAAACCUACGUCACAUGGUACAUGGCAUUACGACAAGGGCAAUCGUCACUUAACAGGUGGCAAGAAUAAAGCCUCGCAAGUACCCAUAAAUUACGACCUGUUCUACAUGGUCAUAGUGGUGAUUAUACUUCGAAUCAAUACAACCAGAUGAACGUAGUGUUUGGUAUAUGACUGAUUGUUAUUCCUGUAAAAAAAAUAGACAAUAAUCAAUAAUUUUAUUUUAAAUAAUGCAGGUUUUGUUAAUGCGUAGAUGUUAAAACUUUAAAGUUAUAAAAUAAGUGUAUAAAAAACAAUCAUUAUGCUUGUUUUCUUUAUUUUAAUAUUCUAUUCAUUUAUAACGAUAAAUCUUUAUGACAAUUAUUUUUCAGGUAAUUAUUACCAAAGGCAGAUUAAGAUUUUUCUAUGGUGGGUGUUAAUAUAAAACAUUGUUUUCAGUGGCAAAUCAAUAUAAUUUUUUUAAUUUAUUGAACUUUUUUUUGGUUUUCUUACCGAUUUUUCUAUACAAGUCUCAAGGAACGCCACUACAGUCUGAUACCCCUCGCUAGAUCCGCUAAUAAACAAUACUGCUUCCAAUGUCAUAGCUACAUUCUUUAGCAACCCUAACAAAAAAUUAUGAUUGCAACUAUUUCAAGAUAUAAAAAUUGUUUUUCUUAUUGUGAAAAAAAUAAAGUUAUCUCAAAAAAAUGUAUUUUUGUGAUUUAUAUAAAAUCAAUGUGUCAUCAUAGUAUCAUACACUGUAAAUUUAUGCAUCCUAAACUUACCUACAUCUUAGGUAUAAUUAUAUGUAUCAUAAUUUUGUGUACAUUACACUUAAUAAAUUACAAGUCUUCCAAAAAAAAAUUUUUAGAUUAUAUAAUUUAUUUUAAGUGCCAAUAAAUUAUACGUAUAAAACUCGCUUAACUUUUUUAAUCAAGUUCAAUAAGUUAUUUUAAUAAGUUAAAAAUUGAAAAUUAUAAUCGUAGUUAAGCCAUGUUAGUAAUUGGUCUUUAGAAAGCGCAUAACAGAAGAUUAAAUGCUAUCAAUUAAUUUUUAAUUUAUUAUCUACUUUUUAGAAUACAAAAAUUCAAGUGAAAUUUAUUUAACUACAUACAAAUAAAAACUUUUUUAAUAUAUUAACAAAUAUUCACAUUAUCAACUUAUUUCGUUUUAAGAAAUUUCAUUCUAAUUGUUACAUGAAGUCUUUAGAUAAUUUUUCCCUAAAAAACUACUUAUACAGUAGAAAGUGGGCAAUACAAAUUUUCAAUUUAACUAAAAAUACCACAUAACUAAUUUAUAUAAUUUGAAUUAUACUUACGAUUAUCUUUUUGUAAUAUUGAUUUUUUUCAUUUUAAUAUGACAGUGAUAUUUUACAACAUUUAAUACCAGGGUUAUUUUUUUUGGA